Gilbertella persicaria is the source of this 3149-nucleotide messenger RNA. RefSeq lists its product as uncharacterized. The record is from RefSeq and is a predicted model, not a curated record. The transcript is spliced from 2 exons. The coding region runs from base 1 to 3048 and encodes 1015 amino acids. NCBI's taxonomy places the organism in Eukaryota, Fungi, Mucoromycota, Mucoromycetes, Mucorales, Choanephoraceae.
AUGUCACGCUUACUUUACUCUAGAAGAAGAGGACAUGACUCUGAAGGCGAGUAUGCUUCGGAGGGAGAAGGCUCUGCUGUCUCCUACAACAGUUCUGAUAGUGAACAUUCGGAUGUUUCUUCUUCCUACUGCUCAGAAAGCGAAGAAAGUGAUUUAGAUGAAGCAGAGACUGAAGGUUCAGGCGAGGAAUCCGAAGAAGAAGAACAGCCUGAGCAAGAAGAACCUCUUAUAAAACUACAGCAACCUGCUACAGUAGUCAAAGAACAAAAAGCUGAACAUAAAGAAAUCAUUGAUUAUCAACAAGUCAAUGAUACACCUCAAGCCACACAUGAUUAUCAGCAUCAAGAAACAGCAGCUUAUCAGGAUCAGCCUGAAGACAGCGGAAAACGCUUUCAAGAACACCGUGAAUAUCGUCGAAAGCUAGCAGAAGAUCCUAGUUUUGUGCCGUAUGUUGGGCUGUUUUGGGGUCACGAUGAUCGAUACAGAGAAGAUUUAUUGACUGAGGCACGCCCUGAUGGCAGUCAACCUCGUUUUAGCAGUAACAAUAACCAUAAUGCUGGUGCUCAAGAUUAUAAUCGUCAACUAGACCCUCUCAUGUACAAGAAAUGGGAUCAUAGUGGAUAUGAAGAAUUACUGAGAAUGGACGAGGAAGAUGAAAGAAGAAAGCGUACAUUAAUUGAAGAAGGCAAGGUAGAAGAAGCAAAUAAUUAUAGGCCCAACAGAGUACCCUACAACAAUUAUUCAAGAGGACCGAAAUAUGGCCGAGGAGGAUACCAUAACAACAAUAACAACAACAACAAUAACCGCCCACCAAGACAAAAUCAUCGUCAGCAUGGAGAAUGGCCAGAAUUAUCUAAAAAUGAUGAAACACAAAACAAGUGGAGUACAGAGCAGGAAAAGUCGGUUAUUACUGAUAACAGCCGAGAACAAAUAUCCACUGUAAAAAAAGAUAGCAACGACUGGAAAUCAACUAUAGUGGAUAGCAAUAAAAUCGACGAUUGGACAAAAGAACAUGCCUCCACAGAGAGCAAUAAGUGGGGAGAAUCAUCUGCUCCAGCACUAGAGAAGAAUGAUUGGAACUCAUCAGUUAAUGUGGCUUCAACUGACAGUUGGGAUACCCAAGCUAAAACAAGUGAUUGGUCGAAAACCAAUGAUAAUCAAAAGCAGGAAGUUACCAGCAAUGGCUGGAAUACAACUAAUAACAACAAUAACAGUAGCUGGGCAGACACGCCCAUCGAAACAACUCAUAAAGAGAAAUGGAACAGUAAAGAAAGAGGACAUUCAGAUAUACCAACAGAAGAAAAAGCGUCUGCUUCAUGGACAACCUAUACUGUGGAAGAAAUCCAAGUCCCAACAACACCUUCCAAAUGGACAAUGCGAAACAACAAUAACAGGACUGAUAGAAGAAACAGAUUCAACAAUGACAGUUCAAGUAGCUUUCGUCAUUCAAAGCCCAGAAGAGAUAAUCAAAAGCAAGACAAGCCUUGGAAAUCAAGAAAUCCAGAAAAAGAGACAACAGAUCAAGAAUGGAAUACGAAUAAAUGGAACACGAAUAAAUGGAACACUUCUUCAACCACGCCUGCUGAUACACAAGGUUGGGGUGAGCCUUCCUCAAAAUCAAACGACUGGAAUAAAUCUACUUCUUUUGAUGCUGAUACAUGGGGUGACACUGCUAUUGACUCAAAGGAAUCUACUUCCAAUGGCUGGGAUAAACCUGACGAUAUUAAUGGUAGUUCGGACAAACCUAAUGAUGUUACACCAACUGAAACUUCAGAAUGGAAUGAACCUACUACUUCGAAGCAUGAAACUGAUAGUUGGAAUGCUCCAGAUACGAAAUCGCCUGUACCAUCCACCAAGGUUGAGAUAGAGGUCGAAGGUUGGGGAGCACCUACUAUUCAUCGACCUAACGAAAAUGUAUGGUCUGAAGCUACCUGGGGAUCUUCCAACAAAUCUGUAUCAGAGUCAGAGCCUACACAGAGAAAUUCAUCUUCUUCCUGGACUGCCAAGCCUGAAAAUGUAGGCUGGGGCCAAGUGGAUACCACCAACCAAUCGAACGACAGCUCCAGUGGUUGGGGUCAAGAAUCAGAAAGCUGGAGUCGUCAAGAGAAAAGCCAUCAACAUCGACGAGGUCGUGGUUAUUUAUCUCAAAAAAUUGAAAAUGAGGCUACUACUACUAAUACUACUAAUACUACUAAUACUACUAUUUCUUUCCAUGCUGAACAAGAGCAAAAGGAAUCUGGCUGGGGAUCGCUCCAUAAUACGGGUAAUGAAGACUCUGAUGUAGAAAUCAUCCUUGAAGCAGAAGAAGAACCUGAAUGGCUCCAACAAGAACAAGUACUUGGUAUGAUAGCUCCUGGUGAUGCUGAUACUUCCUCUCAAUCACCCAGAGUUCUUUCUUCUUCCUCUGUUGAAAAUUCACCGAGAAGACACCACCACCACCACCACCAUCAAGCGAACCACAGUCCUCAUUUUGAUUCUCGCAAGCCUCGUCAAAAUAAGCCUCGUCGUCAACUUGAUGAGAACUGGAGAAGACGCAAAGAAGAUCAGCCACCAGUACAACAACAGCCCACUCCCAUGUAUUAUUCAACACCUCAACACAUGAACGGUGCCAACAUUGCUUAUGUGCCCAUGAUUCCCAAUGCCAAUUAUUUUCAUAUGGGUGGCAAUGUUCAACCUAGUACUGAAGGCGCAAACACCAAUAAAUUUUAUGGUCCUUUACCUCCAGGUUUUGAAGCAAAUGGUAUGGUUUACUAUGGUGUCGAUCCCAAUCUGUACCCUCCUCAACAGCCUUUCUACUAUUAUGUACCUAUGAAUGGUAAUGUAGGCAGUAGUUCGUUAGUGUACGAUAAAUCAACAUCUCCCAAUGAACCCCAAGCUGGCGAAGAUGAAGAUGAAGGUUGGGGACCUUCUCCUGAUAUCCAUGAGGGCGAAGAGCAAUGGAAUUCACACAACGAUAGAGGCCAUAAACACCAACCCCCAUCUAAUGCUGUUAAUUACAAUAACUCUUUAUACUAUUACUAUCCUCAACAACCUCAAAACCAUUUUUAAAUAAAUGUUGAUUCAUUUCAAGGGUAUAUUUGCCCUUUUAAAAAAAGUCAGGGUUUGGUCAUGUAAACACAAGAAGAGUAUAGCUACAUACAUGAAUAAAG